AUGAUGAGUAGAAUAAUACUCAUUGUGCAAGCUCAUGUCCUCCUGGGCAUUGCUAGUAGUCUGGUUACACAUUCCAUACCAUGGAAUGUGCCCUGUCCUCAAAAAUGUGUAUGCCAGAUCAGGCCCUGGUAUUGCCCAAAAUCUGCAUACCGAGAAGCUCCCACUGUAGACUGCAAUGACCUGCUCCUCUCCCAGCUUCCUGCUAAACUCCCAUUGGAGACCCAGACCCUGAGGCUGCAGAGCAACCUUAUCACCAAUUUGGAUCAGAGGGAUCUGCAGGGCCUGGCAAACCUGACUGAGCUGGAUCUCUCCCAGAACACCUUCAGUAACAUACGUCACUUGCAGGUAACCCACAUACCUGCUCUGCUUAGCCUUCACAUGGAGGAGAACCAGUUACACCACAUUCCAGACUCUGCCUUCUCAGGUCUGCCUAAUCUUCAGGAGUUGUACCUUAACCAUAACCAACUUCGAACCAUUUCACCAGGAGCCUUUAUGGGUCUAGGAAAUUUACUGCGGCUCCAUCUCAACUCAAAUCACCUUAGGAUGAUAGACAGACACUGGUUCCAUGCUUUGCCCCAGACACUGCCAGGUCUAAAAUUUCUGGACUUGAAUAAAAACCCUAUUCAGCUGGUUCAGAAGGGAGACUUCAAGGACAUGCUUCUUCUGAAGGAACUGGGGCUUAAUAACAUGGAAAAUUGUGAAAAGAGUGUUCUGCUAUGCACAACCUGCCAGAACUGACUAAACUGGAGAUCACUAGUAACCCAAGACUGUCAUAUAUUCACCCUAAGGCC
Molecule: messenger RNA, 791 nt
Organism: Paramormyrops kingsleyae
Lineage: Eukaryota; Metazoa; Chordata; Actinopteri; Osteoglossiformes; Mormyridae
Gene: lrrn2
Product: leucine rich repeat neuronal 2
Molecular function (GO): protein binding
Source: RefSeq, a predicted model, not a curated record